CUUCCGUGUCCAGUCAGGUGGAUCUCCUUUGCCGCGCGCACGGAAGAACUUCGGGGCGCGCCAAAAUAUUACAGAUUCUCUGCAAAUAUCAACAGCUCCAUCUCUCCAGUCCAGACUUGUCUCCGUUGCCCGCAGAUUCGUCAUAAGCCCAAACCGGCAUUCUCUUCUCUCUCGUUUUUACUUUACAUGGAUUCAUAGAUGCAUAAGCCGCCACCAUGGCACCACCCUCCUUAUUUCGCCGGUCUACGAGGCCCAACCUUUAUGUUUGCGCCAGCUGCGCCCUACGAGCUUCGACUUCGCCCACUACGAUAUCUAGGCGAUGGAUUGGCAUGAAAUAUCUUGCGAAGUUGGCGAAUGCUGAGGCACAAUGGCAGGAGAAGGCCGCCAAGAUUGAAGCUGGGAAACAAAAGAGUAUGCUCACAAUUCUUGAGGAAAGAGGUUUAGUCAAUUCAAUCACGGGGGACCGUGAUGCUCUUGACAAGUACUUGACGAAGAAACGAGUCGGCGCCUACGUCGGAGUCGAUCCCACGGCUGCGUCACUGCAUGUCGGCCACCUGCUCCCCCUGAUGUCGCUGUUCUGGAUGUACGUGCAUGGGUAUCACACAGUAUCACUACUUGGCGGAGCAACUGCGAAGAUUGGCGAUCCCACGGAUCGCUUGACGACAAGGACAUUGGAGCCCGGCUCUGUGCGAACAGCAAAUAUGGCGAGGAUGCACUUCCAACUGAAGAAAUUAUGGGCAAAUGUCGAACAAUACGGGAUGAAAUACGACUAUAAGUGGGAAUGGUCGUGGCAUAGAGAGUUGGUGAACAACAAUGCCUGGUGGAACAAGCUACCAAUGCUGGAGGUGUUGCAAGUCCUUGGGCCAGGAAUGCGACUUGGUUCUAUGCUGGCUCGAGAUACGGUAAAAAACAAGAUGAGCAAAGGAGAUGGAAUGUCAUUUGCUGAAUUUUCCUAUCCUCUUAUGCAGGCUUGGGACUGGUGGUACAUGUUCCAUUCAAAAGGCAUCAAUAUGCAGAUUGGCGGCUCGGAUCAAUAUGGCAAUAUCACGGCCGGGAUCGAUGCGAUCAAGCACAUAACAGCACAUCAUCCAAAUCCCGUCGUCCGAAAUGAAGCUGCAGCUGUUGGGCAGCCUUGGGGUUUUACGACUCCCCUCCUCACAACCGCAUCUGGCCAGAAGUUUGGCAAAAGCGCUGGUAAUGCGGUGUGGCUGGACAUCGAAGAAAUGAGUUCCUAUGACCUGUAUGGUUUCUUUCUGCGAACACCGGACGCAGAUGUGAGCAAGUAUCUAAAGCUAUUCACCUUCAUGCCUAUCGAGCAAAUCGAUACCCUGGUCAAUGAGCAUAUGGAAUCGCCAUCUCAACGGAAAGCACAGCACAAGCUCGCCCGUGAGUUUGUAGAACUUGUUCAUGGUCCUCACGAAGCCAAAGAAUCUGAAACUCAGCAUCGUCUGCUUCACAACAGCGGUGGCUCAAAUGCAGAGUCGGAUCCGGAUGCAAAGGCUGGCAUUACCACCAUGAACAAUAAGCCAAAGGUCAACAUUCAACUACCUCGAAGCUUAAUUUAUCAAAAGAGCAUUGGCAAAAUCCUCCAUGCCGCAGGCAUUGCUGACUCGGCUUCUCAUGGGCAUCGGCUUGUGAAUGUUGCUGGAGCGUAUAUCGGCGGUCCCUCCAGCGCUAAGAAAGUCCCCAUGAAUGACGGAAAUGUGUCGUGGAUAACUAUCAAGAAUUGGCAACCAGAAGAGACAAAACUUUACCUGAUUCACAACGACCUCUUGCUGUUCCGGAAGGGAAAGAACCACAUUAGGGUUGUUCAAGUUGUGUCUGAUGAAGAAUAUGCGCUGUCUGGGCAGGAGUAUCCUGGAAUGCUUAAGACAUGGAGAAAUGGGAUUUUAGGCGCUAUUAGGGUCAAGGAAUCGGCAACAAAUGCCGAAAAGGAAGCCAUCGAGCGCAUCCUCGGAGAAGAUGGGCUUCUUGGAAGCAACAAGCCUGUUGAGAGCGAUACAGCAGAGCCUUUAGAGCCUCGGCCGGAAGUGAAAAAAGAAGAGUCAAGUGGAUCAGUAUGAUUUGGAACAUGAGUAAAAUCUAGCGGCAGGUAAACAUGCCGCGCUAUGUGUGCUCUUUUCCAUACUUCGGAAUUUGAGGUUGUGGCUCGAAGGAGAUCCAAGAGAGCCACUGCUCUCCCCUCCAAUGUGUAACAUAUCUUGUACAGUACAUCAUGUAGCCAUAUAUCACCGCGUACCGCCACAGCCAAUCGCUGUCGUCGAACAGUAGCAAAUUUCAUCAGAAACCAUAGCAGUUUCGGCACCUCCUAGCU
Molecule: messenger RNA, 2314 nt
Organism: Cadophora gregata
Lineage: Eukaryota; Fungi; Ascomycota; Leotiomycetes; Helotiales; Ploettnerulaceae
Gene: MSY1
Product: tyrosyl-tRNA synthetase
Exons: 3
Coding region: 216-2063 (615 amino acids)
Biological process (GO): tyrosyl-tRNA aminoacylation
Cellular component (GO): cytosol; mitochondrion
Molecular function (GO): RNA binding; tyrosine-tRNA ligase activity; ATP binding
Source: RefSeq, a predicted model, not a curated record